UUGAAAUCGGGUUAUAUUUUGCUCCACCACGGAAGCUUUCGUCAAGCUGGACUAAGCCCUCUCUGAGCUCAUGGCCGGCGACGCGGCUGAGUGCAAGCUGGCAGCUUGUUGCAUAUCGCACGAGUUUUACAAAGCCGCCUUGAAACACCCCGAUAAAAUCUCCGUCAUACACGCCUCCGGAUUUGCUCGGAGCACCGGGGAUUUGUUGGACGGCGAUCGACAGCCACGUGAUGGCUGUAGCAAAUUGACGGCGUCUUCGUCCCGGCCACCGGUCUACGAAGGUGACGAGUGCUUCACUUUCUCUGCUAUUCAUUCCGCCGUCGAGAAGCUCAGUUCUCGACUAUGGCUCAUUCUUCACGCCGGGGAUGAUUCACGUCUAUUGAAAACCGAGCCAGGCAAAGUGGUUGUUGUCUUGAAACCUGAGAGGGUCAGGCUGACGUAUUUUGAGUUCUUUGGCGUUAACGUGUUUAGGGAUAACUCAGAACACGUCGCUAAAUCGUUGCAAUAUUCAAGUCAAAGUGUACAGCAUUCCUCCAAGUUCAGAAAAUCUCGCAUCCCAAAGGUGGUAGGGAUAUAUAUGGAGCCAUCAGUCGAUUACAUUGUGGCCGUCCUUUCUGUUUUAAGAUGUGGGGAAGCAUUCAUGCCUUUGGAUCCCUCAUGGCCAAAAUCAAGGAUACUAUCAGUUAUAUCAUCUUCUAAAGCUGAUCUAAUCGUCGGGUUUGGACUGUCAUCUGAGGGUAACUGUUGUCACAAGAUUGAUAAUCUGAAAUGGCUUAUUGAUGAUGGAAGUUGCCCUGUUUUACAUUUUUCUAUGAAUGAAACUAUCAAGGAACAAUCUCAGUCAUUACUAUUAGGGUGGCCUUGUGAAAGUGAAGGCUUGAGAUCGUUUUGUUACUUGAUGUACACUUCAGGAUCUAGCGGAAAGCCUAAAGGUGUAUGUGGCACUGAAACAGUGUCCUUAGGCCAGCAUGUUUCUAUUGUAGGUCUUCUUAAUCGUUUUUCAUGGAUGCAAGAAAUGUAUCCUCUACAUGAAGGGGAUGUAGUGCUUUUCAAAACAGCUGUAGGCUUCAUCGAUCAUAUGCAAGAGUUUCUUGGAGCUCUACUCUCGACUUGUACGUUGGUGAUACCUCCUUUCAAUCAGCUAAAAGAAAAUCUGUAUAGUGUCGUAGAUUUUUUACAGGGAUACUUUAUUAACAGGCUUGUAGCUGUUCCAUCUUUGAUGAGGGCAAUUCUUCCAUCUUUGCAGAGUCCACGUUCCUUAAUAAUUCAAGGUUCUUUGAAAUUAUUAAUCCUAAGUGGGGAAGUCUUGCACCUUCCCUUAUGCAAGAUGCUUUUAGAGUUACUUCCUCGGACUUCAAUAUUGAAUUUGUAUGGCAGCACAGAGGUGACGGGUGACUGCACAUACUUUGAUUGCACUAGAUUGCCACAAAUUCUUGAAAAGGAGGUAUUAAGCAGCGUCCCGAUUGGCUUGCCUGUCUCAAACUGUGAUGUGGUGCUGGUUGGAGAAGAAAUAGCAUAUCAAGGGGAGAUUUAUGUUGGUGGCGUGUGUGUUGCUGCAGGUUACUUUGACUAUCCUCGUCUGAUAUCGUUAGCAGAUGGGGAUGUGUCUCCAGAACAUGACAACUUUAGUCCCAAUAGCGGGUGCAGAUUUCAACAUUACUUUAGAACAGGUGAUUUUGCAAGAAAGCUCCCGAGUGGCGAUUUGGUUUUUCUUGGAAGAAAGGACCGUACGGUGAAAGUUAAUGGGCAGCGCGUUGCUCUUGAGGAGAUUGAGGGUGCAUUUCGUGAGCAUCCGAAUGUGGUUGAUGCUGCAGUUUUGUCCCGUGAGGUUGGUGAUGAAAUAUUAUUUAUUGAAGCCCAUGUGGUGAGGGAGGAAACUUUCAGAGAUGAAGAGCUUCUGAAAUCCUCACUCAGGAAUUGGGUCCUAAGAAAGCUUCCGCAUGUGAUGAUACCAAGUCGCAUUUUUUUCACUAGGUCACUACCUCUGACACCUUCAGGGAAGGUUGAUUAUUUGUCGUUAACCGCUUCAGGAUCUUCGGAUGAAGAGGGGGCAUUUAAGGACAUUCAUCAGGAUCACCUCAUUGAAGUUAUCAAAAAGGUAUUCUCCGACGCACUGAUGGUUGAGAACGUUUCUGUUGAUGACAAUUUCUUUGAGAUGGGUGGCAGUUCUUUGUCUGCCGCCUACGCCUCCUUCAAGUUGGGUAUCCAUAUGAAGUUGCUGUACACUUUUCCGACUCCAUCAAAGCUCCAAAUGGCCCUUUUGUCAUCUGGAUCUUCAUUAGGAACUGAUGCCUUUUUAGGAGUGAAUCUUAGAAAAUCAGAAAUGGCUCCAUCAAGAGAAUCAAAUAUGCCCGAUCUCCAUGGAAGUAAGCCAAAAGGAAUAUUAUUUGACGCCAACAGUAAUAAGGACUUUCACAUGCCUAAAAAAUUAAAGAUUGAGCCAAAUACUUGUUCAGGCCAUUCAGAGCCAACUUGUGGUGGUAUUUUAUGGAAUCCUAAUGUGGUGCAUACAGAAUGUUCUUUUAGUCGAUGCAACACAAGCACACACGUAGGACAAUGUGAGGAAAGUUAUUCAGGCGACACAGUCUGGUCAAAUAUACCAAGAGAUGGAAAAGGAUUUAUGCAAGAACUGUGGAAGGUCGACUUGGGCUCUUGUGUUGAUGCGUCACCUCUUGUGGUUUGUAAAGGCAGUGAUAUCUAUCUAUUCAUUGGAUCUCACUCUCACAAGUUUUUCUGCAUAAAUGGCAGAAGUGGAAUUGUUCAGUGGGAGAGUAAACUAGAGGGACGGGUAGAAUGCUCAGCCACAAUUCUUGAUGAUCUUUCUCAGGUUGUAGUUGGAUGUUACGAGGGAAAUAUUUAUUUCCUUCAGUUUUCAAAUGGAAAUAUCUGCUGGAGGUUUCGAACUGAUGGUGAGACUCUGCCCUUUAAGACAUUGUGGAAGCAAGACAUGGGAGCACCUGCUUUUGGGUCACUUUCAAUCAAUUAUUCUGAUGGAAACAUCAUUUGUUGCUUGGUGGAUGGGACUGUUAAUGUCCUCAGUAGCCGUGGCUCCAUCAUUUGGAAGGUGAGAACUGGUGGGCCAAUUUUUGCUGGACCUUGCACAUCCCGAGCGUUGCCUUCUCAGGAAACUGGUAAUAUAAUCUGGAAGCACACAGUCGGGCGUCCAAUUACCUCAUCUGCUUAUGUAGAUGAAUUCUCCCUAGUCAAGUCCGAUAAAAAUCCCAGUUCCCCUGACAGGUUAAUGAUAUGUGUUUGCGACAGCUCGGGCAGUAUUCAUGUAUUACGAGUUUUCCCUAAUGCUGUUGGAGGUGUGUAUCCAAAUACAGAUGAGUUGGUGCAUGAAUUUGCUCGAUUGGACCUUAAUGGUGACAUCUUCUCCUCACCGUUGAUGAUUGGCGGAAGAAUUUUCGUGGGCUGCAGGGAUGAUCACGUGUACAGUAUUCAGCUUGAAGUUGAAUUGGCUUAAAAACCUCUGAGGAUAUCACUGAACCAUGGUGCCUGCAUUUGAUACAAGUUUAUAAUGGUUCGUAGCAAUCCUAUUCUUAGUCCUUGGUCAAAAUUAUAAUUCCCGAGAUGCAAGGCGGCUUCAAUGUUUUUCAAGAGGUCAACUCACAUUUGAAUUUUGCCGAAUUGUGUUAGUUAUAAGUUUUUACUUUUUGGGGUGACAGACAAUUCAUGCUAUACAUCGGAGACAUUUUGUUCCUAUAAAGGUAAAUUCUGACCAAUUCCAUUCACCCUUACCCAUAAUUAUUUUUAAUAAUUAUCUGAUUUUUUUUUUUUUUUAAUUUUU
Striga asiatica is the source of this 3790-nucleotide messenger RNA. NCBI's taxonomy places the organism in Eukaryota, Viridiplantae, Streptophyta, Magnoliopsida, Lamiales, Orobanchaceae. The record is from the annotation of a GenBank genome assembly.